CCCGUGGACGUAGGCUUUGGGGGCGUUCCCGCGGCCAGGCAUCAGCAAUCUAUCUGGCAGCGGCGAGGGUCGGCAAGGCGUGCUAGACGCGGUUCUGGGCGCUCAGGCGCCUGCGGCCGGGUGAGCGCGUGCAGGGCGGCGAGGCGGCGGCGUGUCUGCAGGUCUUGGCGUUGGGCUGCCGAGCUUCGGCGGCAGCUGGAGUAGAAUGGCGGAGUCCUCGGAUAAACUCUACCGAGUCGAGUACGCCAAGAGCGGGCGCGCGUCUUGCAAGAAAUGCAGCGAGAGCAUCCCCAAGGACUCGCUCCGGAUGGCCAUCAUGGUGCAGUCGCCCAUGUUUGAUGGAAAAGUCCCACACUGGUACCACUUCUCUUGUUUCUGGAAGGUGGGCCACUCCAUCCGGCACCCUGACAUUGAGGUGGAUGGGUUCUCUGAGCUUCGGUGGGAUGACCAGCAGAAAGUCAAGAAGACGGCGGAAGCUGGAGGAAUGACGGGCAAAGGCCAGGAUGGAAUUGGUAGCAAGGCAGAGAAGACGCUGGGUGACUUUGCAGCAGAGUACGCCAAGUCCAACAGAAGCACGUGUAAGGGGUGUAUGGAGAAGAUAGAAAAGGGCCAGAUGCGCCUGUCCAAGAAGAUGCUGGACCCAGAGAAGCCACAGCUAGGCAUGAUUGACCGCUGGUACCACCCAGACUGCUUUGUCAAGAACAGGGAGGAGCUGGGUUUCCGGCCUGAGUACAGUGCGAGUCAGCUCAAGGGCUUCAGCCUCCUUGCUACAGAGGAUAAAGAAGCCCUGAAGAAGCAGCUCCCAGGAGUCAAGAGUGAAGGAAAGAGAAAAGGCGAUGAGGUGGAUGGAGUGGAUGAAGUGGCUAAGAAGAAAUCUAAAAAAGAAAAAGACAAAGAUAGUAAGCUUGAAAAGGCCCUAAAGGCCCAGAACGACCUGAUCUGGAACAUCAAGGAUGAGCUAAAGAAAGUGUGUUCGACUAAUGACCUGAAAGAGCUGCUCAUCUUCAACAAGCAGCAAGUGCCUUCUGGGGAGUCGGCGAUCUUGGACCGAGUAGCCGAUGGCAUGGCAUUCGGUGCCCUCCUUCCCUGCGAGGAAUGCUCGGGUCAGCUGGUCUUCAAGAGCGACGCUUAUUACUGCACCGGGGACGUCACUGCCUGGACCAAGUGUAUGGUCAAGACACAGACACCCAACCGGAAGGAAUGGGUGACCCCGAAGGAAUUCCGAGAAAUCUCUUACCUCAAGAAAUUGAAGGUUAAAAAGCAGAACCGUAUAUUCCCUCCAGAAACCAGCGCCCCAGUGGCUGCUGCACCUUUGCCCUCCGCAGCCUCGAAGCCUGCUGCCGUGGACUCUGCUCCAGCAGGUAAGCCAUUAUCCAACAUGAAGAUCUUGACUCUCGGGAAGCUGUCUCGGAACAAGGAUGAAAUGAAGGCCAUGAUCGAGAAGCUCGGGGGGAAGUUGACAGGGACGGCCAACAAGGCUUCCCUGUGCAUCAGCACCAAAAAGGAGGUGGAAAAGAUGAAUAAGAAGAUGGAGGAAGUGAAGGAAGCCAAUGUCCGAGUUGUGUCUGAGGACUUCCUCCAGGACGUCUCCACCUCCACCAAGAACCUUCAGGAGUUGUUCUCAGCGCACAUCUUGUCCCCCUGGGGGGCAGAGGUCAAGGCAGAGCCUGUUGAAGUUGUGGCCCCAAAAGGGAAGUCAGGAGCUCCACUCUCCAAAAAAAGCAAAGGCCAGGUCAAGGAGGAAGGUAUUAACAAGUCUGAAAAGAGAAUGAAAUUAACUCUUAAAGGAGGAGCAGCCGUGGAUCCUGAUUCUGGUCUGGAACACUCUGCGCAUGUCCUGGAGAAAAGUGGGAAGGUCUUCAGUGCCACCCUCGGCCUGGUGGACAUCGUUAAAGGAACCAACUCCUAUUACAAGCUGCAGCUUCUAGAGGAUGACAAGGAAAGCAGGUAUUGGAUAUUCAGGUCCUGGGGCCGUGUGGGCACAGUGAUCGGUAGCAACAAACUGGAAGAGAUGCCUUCCAAGGAGGAUGCCAUCGAGCACUUCAUGAAAUUAUAUGAAGAAAAAACGGGGAAUGCUUGGCACUCCAAAAAUUUCACUAAGUAUCCCAAAAAGUUCUACCCCCUCGAGAUUGACUACGGCCAGGAUGAAGAGGCAGUGAAGAAGCUGACAGUAAAUCCUGGCACCAAGUCCAAACUCCCCAAGCCAGUCCAGGACCUCAUCAAGAUGAUCUUUGAUGUGGAAAGUAUGAAGAAAGCCAUGGUGGAGUAUGAGAUUGACCUGCAGAAGAUGCCCUUGGGGAAGCUAAGCAAAAGGCAGAUCCAGGCUGCGUACUCCAUCCUCAGUGAGGUCCAGCAGGCGGUGUCCCAGGGCAGCAGUGACUCUCAGAUCCUGGAUCUCUCAAAUCGCUUUUACACCCUGAUCCCCCACGACUUUGGGAUGAAGAAGCCUCCGCUCCUGAACAAUGCAGACAGUGUGCAGGCCAAGGUGGAAAUGCUGGACAACCUGCUGGACAUCGAGGUGGCCUACAGUCUGCUUAGGGGAGGGUCUGAUGAUAGCAGCAAGGAUCCUAUCGAUGUCAACUAUGAAAAGCUCAAAACUGACAUGAAGGUGGUUGACAGAGAUUCUGAAGAAGCCGAGAUCAUCAGGAAGUAUGUCAAGAACACUCACGCAACCACACACAAUGCAUAUGACUUGGAAGUCGUCGAUAUCUUCAAGAUAGAACGUGAAGGGGAAUGCCAGCGCUACAAGCCCUUUAAGCAGCUUCAUAACCGAAGGUUGCUGUGGCAUGGGUCCAGGACCACCAACUUCGCUGGAAUCCUGUCCCAGGGUCUUCGGAUAGCCCCGCCUGAAGCGCCCGUGACAGGCUACAUGUUUGGUAAAGGGAUCUAUUUCGCUGACAUGGUCUCCAAGAGUGCUAACUACUGCCAUACGUCUCAGGGAGACCCAAUAGGCUUAAUCCUGUUGGGAGAAGUUGCCCUUGGAAACAUGUAUGAACUGAAGCACGCUUCACACAUCAGCAAGUUACCCAAGGGCAAGCACAGUGUCAAAGGUUUGGGCAAAACUACCCCUGACCCUUCAGCUAGUAUUACUCUGGAUGGUGUGGAGGUUCCUCUUGGGAUUGGGAUUUCAUCUGGUGUAAAUGACACCUGUCUACUAUAUAACGAGUACAUUGUCUAUGAUAUUGCUCAGGUAAAUCUGAAGUAUCUGCUGAAACUGAAAUUCAAUUUUAAGACCUCCCUGUGGUAAUUGGGAGAGGCGGCCGAGUCACACCCGGUGGCUCUGGUAUGAAUUCACCCGAAGCGCUUCUGCACCAACUCACCUGGCCGGCUAAGUUGCUGAUGGGUAGUAGAACCUGUACUAAACCUCCUCAGAAGGGAUUUUACAGAAACGUGUUAAAAGGUUUUCUCCCAACUUGUCAAGUCCCUUGUUUUGUGUUGUGUUUGUGGGGAGGGCUUGUUUUGGGGGGUUUUGUUUUUGUUUUUUCUUGCCAGAUCGAUAAAACUGACAGAGAGAGAAGGCUGGAGAGAGAUUCCGUUUGCAUAGACUAGUCCUGUGGAGAUAAACACGCUCCGUUAGAACGUCUGCCUUACUGGUUUCCCCAGGGAAGGAAAAAUAGGUUUCCACCCUUUUUUCUAGGUGUUCGUCUUUAGUUUUGAUUUUGGAAAGAUACUAAGCAUUUAUUUUUAGUUAAAAAUAAAACCUGGUUUCACACGAUUGAGAUUUUCUUUUUUCUCUUGCACUUACUGUCCCCUUCAUAGCUGCUUUGUCGGCCUUUGUGGUGAGGGGUGUGGGCCGACCAAAGGAAGGAACGCUAACCGUUUCUCAUACUUCGAAACCGAAAGAGCUUUCCUUCUCCAGGAAUGCUUGAACGGGGAAGCUCUUGAAAUACGUAGUAUUAAAAGUUGUAUUUGAAAUUCUUGACUUUCUCAUGGGCACUUCUGUCUUCCAAAUUAAAACUGUACCGCCGAUAUACUGAUCCAAGGGCUAAUAGUAAUACUCGAUUAAAAAUGCAGAUACUUUCUCUA
Saimiri boliviensis boliviensis (Bolivian squirrel monkey) is the source of this 4026-nucleotide messenger RNA. RefSeq names its product poly(ADP-ribose) polymerase 1 (gene PARP1). Gene Ontology annotation, molecular function: DNA binding; NAD+ poly-ADP-ribosyltransferase activity; NAD binding. Gene Ontology annotation, cellular component: nucleolus; nucleus. NCBI's taxonomy places the organism in Eukaryota, Metazoa, Chordata, Mammalia, Primates, Cebidae. The record is from RefSeq and is a predicted model, not a curated record. Gene Ontology annotation, biological process: double-strand break repair; protein poly-ADP-ribosylation.